Molecule: messenger RNA, 2346 nt
Organism: Acipenser ruthenus (sterlet)
Lineage: Eukaryota; Metazoa; Chordata; Actinopteri; Acipenseriformes; Acipenseridae
Gene: klhdc3l
Product: rab9 effector protein with kelch motifs
Exons: 8
Coding region: 172-2076 (634 amino acids)
Cellular component (GO): Golgi apparatus
Molecular function (GO): protein binding
Source: RefSeq, a predicted model, not a curated record
UCCCUUACUCCCCCAGCUGGACUGGCCAGUCAGCGGAUCCCGGCGACUGAUGAUACACACAUGGGGCUAACGGGAUAAUUACAUUGCUACUUCGACAAACUAAAGCCAUACGCACUGUUGGUUUCAUGUUUUUGUGGAUCACAGCAGUAUGUUCAAGAAGCCAUCAGGAAAAUGAGGAGCCAGACCGGGAGGUGUUUGUGGAGCUGCAUUCCUCAAAGCGAGCCUGCUCCGCGUGAUCGACACAAGCACGCCUGCUGCACACACGGGAAUAGUGUCUAUCUGUUUGGGGGUCGAGAAACAAAUGUGCAGAAUGACUUUUGGAGGUACAAUGUUGUCUCCAACGAGUGGCAUGAGCUGGACUGCAACACAGACGGGGCCCCAGAGGAGCUGGAGGAGCACACAAUGGAGGCACAUCAGGGGGUCUUGUACGUCUUCGGAGGGAUGUUGGACUCUGCUUACAGCGAUGGGAAGACACCCCUUUGGAUGUAUGCUAUAGAUACAGAGGAAUGGGUGCACUGGCAGAGGACAGCUAACAAUGCUGGGAGGCCAGUUCCGAUAAACAGGAAAGGGCACAGUGCGGUUAUCUGGGAUUCUGCUAUGCACGUUUACGGUGGGUACAUCGACAUGAAGGGAUCUUCCCAGGAAUUCUGGACUUUCCAUUUUGACUCCCAGGAAUGGUCGUUGCCGGCCCCCUCGUCCUGUGAUGCUGGCCCGGGGCCUCGUCACGGCCACUCUGCCACGGUGUACAAGAGUGCCAUGUUCCUGUAUGGAGGGCUGAUGGGUCUCCGGGAGCAGAGCGACUUCUGGAAAUGGAAUUUCUGCAGCCAGUCCUGGGCCUGCAUCAAAACACUGUCCGGGCCAUCCAAGCUGAUUGGGCACUCUGCCGUUGUGUAUAAUGACUGCAUGCUUCUAUUCGGGGGAGGAGAGACCCAGAAUUUCCCUAAAAACAUCUUGUGGAAGUUCAGCUUCACCUCGCUGAGCUGGGAGAAACUGGGAACCUCAACAGGCACUGUGCCUCCUUCCAAAAUUUACCACUGCUGUGCAGGACUGGGGCCCAGCUUCCAACCGCAGAGCAGCAGAGACUGCUUGCCCCAGGGGAGUCCCACCAGUCACGAGAGAAACUGCCCCAAAUACAGGCCUUUCAAAAACAGAUGCUCCCCAGCUUCCAGCUGUGUGGCACCCAAGUGUCCCCAGGAGGGGAUUGAAAUGCAAACCUUCUUCAUUCAGAGUGACAGGGAACCCCAAGGGGGCAGGGAGAAAGACGCACUCCUUCACAGCCCUGUACAGAUGGAGAGCUGCAUCGCUGACCGCAUUUCCUGCGAAGGACCCCCUCCCCAGGACUCUUUCAUUAGCUAUCUAGAGGCAGAGGACAGUAUGGCGGCCUGUCUUCCAGAUUCACUGCUGGUAAUCGGAGGGAAACCCUGGUGCAACCAGACCUCCGUUUCCAUUUGGCAAAUGACACUGAGCGAUGUUCAGAAGCACGGACGGAGGGCGGACUCUCCAGGUGGAAAUGCAAUGACUCUGAGCGAUGUUCAGAAGCACGGGCGGAGGGCAGACUCUCCAGGUGGAAAUGCAAUGACUCUGAGCGAUGUUCAGAAGCACGGGCGGAGGGCGGACUCUCCAGGUGGAAAUGCAAUGACUCUGAGCGAUGUUCAGAAGCACGGGCGGAGGGCGGACUCUCCAGGUGGAAAUGCAAUGACUCUGAGCGAUGUUCAGAAGCACGGGCGGAGGGCAGACUCUCCAGGUGGAAAUGUAAUGACUCUGAGCGAUGUUCAGAAGCACGGGCGGAGGGCAGACUCUCCAGGUGGAAAUGCAAUGACUCUGAGCGAUGUUCAGAAGCACGGGCGGAGGGCAGACUCUCCAGGUGGAAAUGCAAUGACUCUGAGCGAUGUUCAGAAGCACGGGCGGAGGGCAGACUCUCCAGGUGGAAAUGCAAUGACUCUGAGCGAUGUUCAGAAGCACGGGCGGAGGGAGGACUCUCCAGGUGGAAAUGCAAUGACUCUGAGCGAUGUUCAGAAGCACGGGCGGAAGGCAGACUUUGCAGGUGUAGAUGCAGCUUCCAGUCAAUGCAUCUGAUGCCAGCGAGGAUGCCGUUCACCUGUUCAAUUAGCACAGCCAGGCUGGGAUACAGCUGACCACAGCAACUUCAGGCCUUUUACAUUUGUAAUAUUUGCUUUUUCAUUCCCCCUCCCCGAAGAAAAUUUUGUUUAAAACUUGUUUGUGUUGCAUGAUAUUUUGAGGUGCUUUUGCAUAGCCCGCCAGUCUCUCCUCUGGUUUCCCCAUCCAUUAAUAGCAAAGCAUCUAAUCUCAACACCUGUCCCAGUUUACUCCACUUGUGAAUGCAUG